GUGGGUGGCUUGACGGGGAAUGAGAGUUGAUAAAUAUGCUGAUCCCCCGGAUUUGUACGCGCUUGAAAAGGGUCUCUUUUUUUGUUACUUUUGUCAAUCUCCAGUCCAGUCGCUCUUUUCAAGCAGUCAAUUGUGAUUUCUUCGCCGUUCCUUAACAACACGACGUCCUUUGUGUAAUAAUACAAAAACCGGUCAUUACCGACGACAUACAUUUUCAUCACAUACCACCGCAAACAUGAAGUUCACCGGCCUUACCGUUGUUGUCGCCGCCCUUGCUGGCCUCGCCGCCGCCUCUCCCGCUCCUCUCGUGAACGGAAAGCUGGUCUGCGGAACGAUGAAGGACAGCAUCGUGACUUGCCCCUUUGGACAGAUUUGCUUGCUUGCUCCGGGCGCUGAUGAGAAGUCUGCUACGGGAGUCUGCCAGACUCGCUAAGAGGGUCAUUGAUUGGAAUUGAAGCCGAUGUGAAGGGAAGGUGGACGUAAUGGGUUUUGAUGGAGAUGAGAACAUUGAAUUAAAGCGAUUAAGUGCUACGACUAUUAAAUCUAAUAAGUCUUGUCUAGCCUGGGCAAGCUCUCACUGUGAAUAAAGUGCCGAAAGUACAUACAUAUCAUCGCGCUACUGUGACUCUUUCU
Messenger RNA from Trichoderma atroviride IMI 206040, 633 nucleotides. RefSeq lists its product as uncharacterized. Lineage: Eukaryota; Fungi; Ascomycota; Sordariomycetes; Hypocreales; Hypocreaceae. The record is from RefSeq and is a predicted model, not a curated record.